AUGGCACACACGAACCUCCAGCACCGAAGAACACACAACCUACUCUUGAUCUCCAAACUUCUCUCGCAACAGUCUCAGACUUCACCCUUUACGCUUGUGCUCGACACGUUGGAGCAGCCGGCCUGGCCGUUACUACGGGAAUACCUGCGUCGGGCCCAGCUCUCGAAACUGGUGACGACGGUGUUCCUGGCAUUUGAGACGGUGGUGAAGCCCGAGAAUGUCGAUUAUUUCCUGCCUAGGCACGAUGUGGCCGAGAGGACAUCCGCAUGGCAGAAGGACAUCACGCGAGAAUUUGCCGAUAUCUUGAAACGAAGUUCUGGGAAGAGAGUUCUUGUGAUCGUGGAUUCGAUGACAACCUUGGCCUCGCUUUCAACAGACCCGGCAUGUCAUCUCAAUUUGACGGCAUUUCUCUCGUCGCUUCUUCAGCCACCGGCCAUACAGUCAAGCAGCGCUGAACAGGAGCAAGCGCCUCAGGUCUCGUUGGUCACGGUCUAUCAUACCGAUGUCCCUCUGCCUUCUCCGCAUUCGUAUUCAAGUGCUGGACCCCAGCACGGGUACAGUCCGUCACCGCUCUCGCUUCUGUCUUACCUCGCGACAACCGUCAUAACUGUCCACUCACUGGCCAUCCUACUGGCUGAGAGGGCCGCGCUGGCAAAAUCGCUUGCCGCACCGUCGUUUGGUCUGUCUGGGGAGAUUGAGGGUGUGAUAAUUGGGCUGAAGCCAAAACCAUUGGCAGAUAUGAUGCCCGGUGAGAAAGGAAUCGUGUUGGAACUGGAGCAUCGGAGGAAGAGUGGACGGGGCGUAAAUGAGUGGUUCUUUUUGCCAACAACGGCAGCGACAGCCGCAAGGGCAGGCGGAGCCCCGGCAUUUCGGGAAACCGUCAUUUUGUUGGAUGAUCAUCCCCAGUUCCGCAGGCCGAAGGAAGAGGCGGCAGACGGUGAUCAAGAGUUGUCAGGUAUGACCUUUGAGCUAGGGUUGACGGAGAGGCAGCGCUUGGAGCGCGAGGGCGUGGUAUUGCCAUACUUCGAUGCUCAAAAGGCGGGUGGCGGAGGUGAGGGUGGGAGGAUUUUGUAUGACAUGGGUGUCGAAGACGACUUCGAUGAGGAAGAGGAUGAGAUCUGA
Molecule: messenger RNA, 1122 nt
Organism: Cladophialophora carrionii CBS 160.54
Lineage: Eukaryota; Fungi; Ascomycota; Eurotiomycetes; Chaetothyriales; Herpotrichiellaceae
Exons: 2
Coding region: 1-1122 (373 amino acids)
Biological process (GO): tRNA wobble uridine modification
Cellular component (GO): cytosol; nucleus; elongator holoenzyme complex
Molecular function (GO): tRNA binding
Source: RefSeq, a predicted model, not a curated record